CCACUUCAAAAUCUUCGGCUUUCAUGCUCCAAUCGUCCAAUCGAGCUCUUAAAUUCACUGUCUUUCUACUUGGAGUUUGACCCAUAAACCCCCUUCCCUUCCCUUUCAAUUUGAGGGGUUCUUGCGAGCUUCAUUUCUUCUUGUUUGCUUCAUAAAAAUGGCUUCCUUAUCUCCUUGUCGCCCAAAUUUUAUGUUCUCUUCAUUUCCGAACCGUGUUCCGACCUCAAAUCCUCCAUUUCAUGCGGUCCAAUUCCGAGGUUUAUCCCACCACAAGCCCUUCCUUCGCGGUUCCCUUGGCGUUGCGAGAUUCGGGUUCAAACCCGAGUUCUUGCCUGACCCAGAUAACGCCGAGGGCUUUGUGAGGGAGUUGUUCGGCAAAGCUGAGAGCGUUCUGUAUACGAUAGCCGACGCCGCCGUGUCUGCUUCGCCGGAAGAUGUGACCACCGCCAAGCAAAGUGAGGAUUGGUUUACGGGGAUUACCAAUUACAUGGAGAGCGUCCUUAAAAUUCUUGAGAAUGGACUUUCUACUCUGCAUGUUCCUUAUGCCUAUGGUUUUGCCAUUAUACUCCUUACAGUUCUUGUUAAGGCUGCCACAUUUCCUUUGUCAAAGAAGCAGGUAGAAUCUGCAACGGCAAUGCGUUCGUUGCAACCGCAAGUAAAGGCCGUUCAGCAACGUUAUGCCGGGGAUCAGGAGAGGAUUCAAAUUGAAACUGCUCGACUCUACAAAUUAGCUGGAAUAAACCCGUUUGCAGGAUGCCUACCCACGUUGGCUACAAUCCCUGUAUGGAUUGGACUAUACAGAGCUCUUUCAAAUGUGGCCAAUGAGGGUCUCCUCACAGAAGGCUUUUUCUGGAUACCGUCUCUGGCUGGUCCAACUACGAUCGUUUCUCGACAAAGUGGGAGUGGUAUCUCUUGGCUCUUUCCAUUUGUUGAUGGUCAUCCACCACUUGGGUGGUCAGAUACCUUGGCAUAUCUUGUCUUGCCUGUGUUGCUGGUUGUGUCGCAGUACAUCUCGGUUCAGAUUAUGCAAUCGACGCAGAAUAAUGAUCCAAACAUGAAGAGUUCUCAAGCCAUAACGCAGUUCCUACCGUUAAUGAUUGGAUAUUUUGCACUUUCAGUUCCUUCUGGUCUAAGUCUUUAUUGGCUUACCAAUAACAUCUUGAGCACAGCUCAGCAAGCAUGGCUUCAAAAGUCAGGUGGUGCAAAAACCCCGGACAAACGGUUCAUCGAUGAAAGCAUCAAACAAGAACAAGCCCGAGUCCAGAUCCAAUCGCCCGAGUUAAAGUCAGUUUCGAUGAGCACAGUAGCCAGAGAAUCAGAGAAGCCAACAGCAGAAGGGGUAAAACCUGGUGAAAGAUUUAAACAGAUAAAGGAGCAAGAGGCUAGGAUAAGACAACAAAGAGAAGAAGAAAAGAGGAAAGCUGAAGAGGCAGCCAAGCUUGAAUCUCAGACAAUAAAUGACAGUGACAAGAGCGCAGCUGCUAGAUUUGUUGUCAAUGGCAGUCUUUCUAGACAGGAUAUGGAGGAAGUUCAAAACUCCAUGUCCACAUCUACUAUGCUGCAUAGAACCGACGUGGACGACGAGGUUAGCGAUACAAGCGAGCCUCUGCCAAGUGUAACUCAGGAAGAGAACGUAGUCGAGACGUACACCGGUGUGGGCAAGGAAGCCAAACUAAAUGGAGAAGAUCAAGGAGAGUAAGUCUUGAUGGCAGAUUGAGAUGAUGUUUUUGUUAUACAAGCCAGCAGGUCUAGUACUCUGGAUAAUAUAGCAGGAAAACCAAUUGUUUUACGAAGUUCGAUACCGUGGAGGGUCGGAUCGGAUCGGAGGUAUUACGAAUACUGCUGAAGCUUAAAUUCUUUUUGCUGAUGGUCACUUCAGUUUGUGAGAUCACUCAUCCUUAAUAGAUUAUGGAAUAACAUGAAUGUAAUUUGUGAUAUGUACAACAUGGAUGAGUACUCGGAUGGAUCCCUUUUAGAUUUCGAAUACAACGAAUAACGAAUUACCAUA
Messenger RNA from Cucurbita pepo subsp. pepo (vegetable marrow), 2008 nucleotides. RefSeq names its product ALBINO3-like protein 1, chloroplastic. The record is from RefSeq and is a predicted model, not a curated record. Gene Ontology annotation, cellular component: chloroplast thylakoid membrane. Lineage: Eukaryota; Viridiplantae; Streptophyta; Magnoliopsida; Cucurbitales; Cucurbitaceae. Gene Ontology annotation, biological process: thylakoid membrane organization; protein insertion into membrane; protein localization to chloroplast. Gene Ontology annotation, molecular function: membrane insertase activity.